UAUGAAGGAGCAGCACUUACCUUCCCGCACUGCCUGUGUCACCAGUUCUUCAAGUACUACUGUGGUUGAGUCAGUGCGGCGGCACAACAGUGAGGUAUAACUCACAGUAGGUGACGUGAGUGUGCUAAACGGUGGUGGAGGGUCGUGUGCAACGUGUCUGCAACCAGCGUGCAACACGUACUUACUGUGUUUGGCAGUUCCUUUCGGGUAUCUGUUCUCAUGCCCUUCUGAACGCUUCUUUGUGUCCAACUGAAAAUGAAGUUUAAGGUUUUAAUGGUGAAAAUAAUAAAAUGAAAAUAUUGAAAUGUUUUAAUAAUAAUAAAAAUAAUAAUAGUAAUACGUUAACGACAAAAUAAUAACAAUAAACCAGUGAAUCAAAUGAAAGAAACAUUAGUGCUUUCUUACCGAGAAAGUUAGUGGGCGGCGAACCCAGGCGUCUGCCCCUCCACCAGCCAUGACGCGAACAGUACCACGCCUGGUAGCCACCGGACAACUCACUUUCCUGCAGGGGUUCUCCUGCAGGAGAGUACUAUGCUUCUUGCUGGUGUUGGUGGCAGCCCAGGAAAGACUUGCCUCGGCCACGAAUCCAACUAUACGCUCAAAUACGGACGACUCCUCAUCUUCAAAUGCAGAUAUACCAUGGUCGACAGACGACGACUCAUCUUCAAAUACAGAUAUACCAUGGUCGACAGAUGACCCAUUCUUCUACUCCCAGCCAGAACCUGAACUCAUCAUUCCCAGCUGCACCUCUAGAGUUGCUACCGACUGUUUCCUAGCCAGUCCGCGACCCAUGGGGUGGCAGGCAGCCCACACCUUCUGUCGCAGUCAUGGAGGCUUCCUGACGGGGAGGAAGGAGCUACGGCCGCUAACACACGCUUGGCGAACCAGAAACAUGACGUGGCUUGAAGAGAACCUGACCAAGCACUUUGGAUUCUUGACCUGGCCUGUGGGGAACGUCACAUUCCACGACGUGACUUGGACGGCACUCUCCCAGCACGGCGGCCACUACCAGUGGAUGUCCCAAUACCCUGCGUGUCCUGCAGCCAUGGGGGACUUCGUGCCAUGGAUGGACCCGCCUUUCCCGUGGAGCAGAGAUUGUGCCGCCUUCAACCUCCUCACCAACAGCUUCCAACUCCACCCCUGCAACAGCACCCUCAACUUCUUCUGCCUCUUGCGCACUCCUCCGUCAGAAAUAGACUUCAGUGACGUAGAGCUUCGUGUGAGGGCCAACAUGGAUGUGAGGGACGGCUGGGUUAGUGUGAGUGAAGAGGCUUUCCAGUACCUCUCUCUCACAUGCACGGCUCAUCAUAUCUCCACGGGAAGCACUCUCACCCGUCAACCACCAGUAUUCUGGAGCAAAGACGAGGUGUACAUCAGUUCCCUCACCCAAGUGGAGUUUCCUGCCCUUGUGCAUGACUCUACCAAGUCGUGGAUGGAAGAAGAGACUCACAUGGUGCUGAAGCAGGGAACCUUCUGGUGCGAGGCGUGGGUCCCCAGGUCAUCUGCCCGCUUGGUCAGCAACAAGGUGUUGGUGACGUUGGAUCAGUGGAGGGUGUUUGUGUUAGCAGCCCACCACCACCACCAUACCCCACUCACAAUUCAAGAUGCCGUCCUCCAUAUUAACCAUACCUUUGCUGCUCAGUUUCCUGACUCUGAUAAUUAUACAGUUGACCUAAUUUCUGUCGAGAAGGAGCUCACAGGAAGUGCAGAAACAGUUUUUAAAUAUCGCUACCAAGUGCAUAUUCCCAACAGGGGUGACCUCUUCACGAGAGUGCUGGAACGUUUUCAGAAUGAAAGCCAAGUCAAUAAAGGUCUCUUUGACAAAAGUGGCUACUUCAAGAUAUCCUCAGCCGCUUUCUCGUCGUACUGCUUUAAGCAAACUGUUAAGUACAUCAACGGAAAUCAAAUUGUGUGGCCAUUCAGUGUGGUAGGGAAAGUCAACCCUCUUAAUUACCGAUGUGAAAUAUCUAGCAACAGGCUACAGCCAGGUCACUGUCGCUGGAACUAUACACACGGAGCUACAAUAGACUUUGACCCCUCCAGGUGCAAGAGGUUCGAAUACUGUCCACGUAAUUACACCGGCGUUGCCGAACACAUUUGUUUCUCAUUAACCUCUCCAGAUACAUGGGAAACUGGAUUCAAGACCAUAUAUAAGAACAGCUUAGAAAGAGGCAUUCUCGAUUCCUUCAUCUUCCAUCAAACAGAUGAUGCAACGACUUCUGUUUAUAAUAUAGUGAAACAACUGUUAGAGACGAUGGGAUAUAACAGAGUGUGGCUACCAGUUAAGAGACUGGUGCCUUUGGCUCCUCUUACUUACAUGGGUCCAGGAGCAUCAGACUACCCAUACUCACAUUAUGAGGGUUCACCCCUCUUCAACAUAUCAUGGGCUCCUCGUCAUCCCCAUUCAGAUCUAGACUGUCUGGCCCUAGACAUGAAGACAAAUACAAUUUUAACGCAACCUUGUGAUUCAGACCUUCCGUUUAUUGUUCUAAUCGAUGUCCAACCUUUGCAGAAUAUUUCAAGCAAGAAUAUGAAAUUAAAUGUAUCCAAACUAAUUGAUGAAUCAAUGGCUUGUGAUAAGGGUUGGCACUCAACUCGGCUUCAAAGUGAUCAAUAUAUAUGCUUUAAAAUGUUCCUAGAUGCAGGGAAUCUUACAUGGACAGAAGCCGAUAAAUUUUGUGCAAAACAAAAUGCUCAACUUCCCUCUCCAAAUAUAGGUUUUUUAGACUGGGUAUAUAGACAAUAUUUAUACAGCUAUGAUGUCGAUGCUGUAUGGAUGAAUACAGAAAUAAAAUUAUAUGAUAAGCCAGGCAUGGAAGACUCACCAGAUGAUAUGAUUAACUGGAAGGCAGAUACAGAUUACAAACUGGAUUUCUCAGUGCUAAGAGUUGAUGGAUGGUCCAAGGAAGGGAAAGAUGUGUCCUUGUCAAAUGUCUUGUGUCAGAAGGUUCUUCCAAACGUGUUAACAACCAAAGUUAAGAUCUAUAAGACAGACAGUUUUUCAUUAUUUUUGCACAUAGAUAUUAUCAAUGUGGCAUUGCUCGAUGAUUACAUUAAUCCUCUUAGAUGUUUUGCGAAUGGUAGACCAAUUGAGCAUAGACAAAUAAAUAACUCUGAACACAUGUAUGGAAUAGAUCAUGCCAGGCAAGGUUAUUUUCAGUGUCAAACGUGGAUGCUGAGCCCAUUCCAAUCUGUGCAAUCCAACAUUAUAUUUAACACAAACAUAAAAAUGUUGACGUUUGCAGUGAGUCUUCUUCAGAAAAUAGACUACACACCUAGGCUGCAUGACUCUACAUUCACUCUUGUCACACAACAAAGGGGAAAUUCGAUGAAGUGUGUAGUUGCCUUUACGGAAAGACUUAAAGAAGAAUUUCGAAGGCUGGCAUUAUUUAAUGUGAACAUAAGUGCAGAUAAUUUCUUUUACUCACCUGCUAUACAACCACAAGGCUUAUAUCACAAUUUUCAUUUGGAAUUUGAAGUAAUUGAUGAUACCACUGCAAAGAUAACAGAGGAAGAUAUGUUUGAAAUAUUAGCAGAAAUAUUUGCAACUGAGGGAGAUUUCUCCGAGUGUUCCCUAGCCAGUAUAAAGAGUACAGUGGGUUGCGUCAGUGAUGUCACAGUGGACAAAGGCAUUAGUGAAAAAAAUCUUACUUGGCCAAAAAUAGAAGGUAGCAGCAUCGUACUGCCCAAGGAACUUUGUAUCACCUUGAGGGGAGAACCUGUCACCCGGGAGUGUGUAGGAGACUUCCUUGUUGGUUAUCACUGGGAUAUGCCCUCUGGAAGUUGUACUGGUCAGCCUUCCAAUGUCACCAAACAACUUUGGGAAAUUAACUGGGCCAAUUCAUCUUCUACAUCCAGUGUUAUAACAACUAUCUCCACUCUUACUGCCAAUGGAAGUACACUUAAACCAGUUGAUAUACAUUUUGUUGCUUCAAAGCUUCAUUCAUUAUCAAAAGAGGAUACAGUAACUGAACUUAAUUUGGAAGAGAUAGUAGAGAUACUUAAUAAUGUUAUGGAAGCUGACGGUGAAGCAUUUGAGCAUAUUCAGAGCAAAUUAAACUCUUCAAGUAUUCUCUUCGAAGCUUUCGAAAGCAUUGUCUUUAAAGUGAAGCUCCCUGAAAAUGAGGGUGACCAAAAGUCGAAAGCAUUCAGAGAACUAGUUUCUGUUGAGAGGAUAGAUUUAGAAAUAAAUUCCACUGUUAUUGGUUACAAAGCCAUGAAAGGAACGCAAGAGGAAGAAACACUGAAAAUUGGAACUAAAGUUAACCUGCAGGAUAGCGAUGCUGCAAUUAUAUUCCCUACAAACCUUACCCAGAUUGUUGCUUCUGACAAUGGUAGACUUGCUAAAAUGCAAAUUGACAGGAAGCAAAAGAUUCAGUUAACUUUUGCAGUUUACAGAAAUCCAAAACUAUUUCAAGAUAAUGAGUCAUAUCCCAACUUCUCAGUUAAUACACACAUAAUUCAAGCCACAUAUGGUGGUAAAGUUGUAAACAAUCUCAAAGAACCAGUUAAAUUAAUCUUCAAGCCUUCAAGACAUGGAAAUGAUUCAAAAUGUGUAUACUGGGAUUUCAAAAAGAAUUCAGGAAGGGGCGGAUGGUCAACUGAGGGAUGCUGGAAGGGCGAGUCUGAAGGUGACCACUGUGUUUGUUUCUGCAAUCACUUAACUUGUUUUGCUCAACUAAUGAACUAUAAUGAUGAGGCAUUCGAAGGCAUUCAUGCUGUGGUUCUUGAUAUGAUAACCAUAAUCGGGUGUAGUUUGUCAAUUAUCAGCCUAUUGCUAGUAUUCACCACAUUCUUUUUAUUCAAGAAAUGGAGACGACCAUUAAGCAAUAAGAUUCUGGUCAAUCUGUCUUUCUCUGUUUUCUGUAGUAUUGUAAUUUUUUUAGCAGGCAUCGAUCAAACCUGGAACGUGAUCUUGUGCCGGGGCGUUGCUGUUGCUCUUCAUUACUUUAUCCUCGCAUCUUUUGGCUGGAUGCUGGUUGAAGCAGUGCACCAGUACCUCAAGUUUGUCAAGGUGGUAGGCACUUACAUUCCCAGGUUUAUGUGGAAAGCCUCUGUAAGUGCUUGGGGUGUACCUGUGCUCCCAAUAAUUGUUGUUCUUGUAUAUGACAGUACAUUAUAUGACAGUGGAAAUGAAUACAAUCCUGAUGCUAAAAUCUGCUGGAUGUCCAGCGAUGGUUUCAAGUAUGCUUUCUUACCCCCUUUGGCAUUGACAAUGGCAAUCAACUUAAUCAUGUUUUGCCUCAUAAUCUAUGGUGCAACUUGUGGGCGUGUCCAGGUUACCUCAACCAUGCCAGAAAGGGAACUUUUGAUAAGCCAGCUGAGAAUGGCAAUAUGUGUUUUCUUUCUCUUAGGCUUCACUUGGGUCUUUGGGAUCCUGGCCAUUUGGAAAGGACGCUUGUUAUUUUCAUAUCUCUUCAGCAUUUUCAACACACUUCAGGGGUUCUUCCUUUUUCUAUUUCAUGUAUUUCGAGAACGUAGUGCUAGAAGGCUUUGGAAAGAAUUUCUUUCUGUUAUAACAAGGAAUCUAACUUCUUCAGAACAAGCAAAUUCUCAAAACAUUAAUUCACUGCAAUACAAACACAAUUUAGACAGCAUUAUCUACAACCAAAGAGAUAUAUCUUUCAAUCCACGCAUAUCUCCUGCUCCAAAGGACAGGGGAAGCAUUAAAUCUGCUGCUACCACCACCACUCUCCUCCAUUCUCAUACCAGUUUUAAAAAUUAUAAAAUAAAUAAAUAAAUUAUGUAUAUAUGUAUAUAUAUAUAUAUAUAUAUAUA
This is a messenger RNA of Procambarus clarkii (red swamp crayfish), 5778 nucleotides long. RefSeq lists its product as uncharacterized. Gene Ontology annotation, molecular function: G protein-coupled receptor activity. The record is from RefSeq and is a predicted model, not a curated record. Lineage: Eukaryota; Metazoa; Arthropoda; Malacostraca; Decapoda; Cambaridae. Gene Ontology annotation, biological process: cell surface receptor signaling pathway; adenylate cyclase-activating G protein-coupled receptor signaling pathway. Gene Ontology annotation, cellular component: plasma membrane.